Molecule: messenger RNA, 2799 nt
Organism: Chenopodium quinoa (quinoa)
Lineage: Eukaryota; Viridiplantae; Streptophyta; Magnoliopsida; Caryophyllales; Amaranthaceae
Exons: 18
Coding region: 88-2271 (727 amino acids)
Biological process (GO): proteolysis
Molecular function (GO): serine-type peptidase activity
Source: RefSeq, a predicted model, not a curated record
UUUUUAUGUUUUUUAACCAGGAAAAGAACAUUUUUAAAGAAAACACAAGAGUCAACACUCAAAAUACCAGUCUCAGGUGCAAAUGUUAUGGCUUUAUCAACAGUAGUAGCCACUGGUCUAACUAACUCCCUUCUCUAUUCAUCUCGUCUCAGCCAUUCUCUUCCUUCACUCACUCUCUUCAACUUCGCUCGCUUUCCUCUCACUCGCCAACGCCGUGUCACCCCUCUCUUUUCCACCACCUCUCGCCGAAGCUUGAUAACAAUGGCGGCGAAGAAUACCGCACCUUACGGCUCUUGGAAAUCGCCGAUCACCGCCGAUGUUAUUGCCGGCGGUGAGAAACGUCUUGGUGGAGUCGCCGUCGACGGUCAUGGCCGCCUUAUUUUGCUUGAAUCUCGUCCUACUGAAGGAGGACGAGGUGUCCUCAUUAGAGAAGCUGAUAGUGACGAAAUGGCGCCAGUUGACAUCACUCCCAAAGAAUUUUCUGUUCGCUCGCGUGCUCAGGAAUAUGGAGGUGGUGCCUUUGCAGUUUCUGGAAAUAAAGUAGUAUUCUCGAAUAAUAAGGAUCAAAGACUCUAUCUGCAGUCAAUUGGUCCUGGAGAUUCUUCUCCGUCUCCGAUUACUCCAGAUUAUGGUGGGCCCACAAUUUGCUAUGCUGAUGGAGUGUUUGAUCCUCGUUUCCCUCGUUUUAUCACUGUAAUGGAAGAUCAACGUCUGAGUCACUCAAAUCCAGUCACCACAAUUGCAGCAAUUACCCUGGGAGAUCAUGAUGUUCAAGAACCUAAAAUAUUAAUUAGUGGGAAUGAUUUCUAUGCUUUCCCACGUGUGGAUUCCAAGGGGAAGCGAAUAGCUUGGAUUGAGUGGGGCCAUCCCAACAUGCCGUGGGACAGAUCAGAGCUUUGGGUUGGCUACAUAUCUGAAAAUGGAGAUGUCUACAAACGCAUAUGUGUCACUGGUGGGGAUGGCACCCUUGUUGAGUCUCCAACCGAGCCCAAGUGGACACCAGAAGGUGAUCUACUUUUCAUCACUGACAGGAAAAAUGGAUUUUGGAAUCUCUAUAAGUGGAUUGAAUCGAAAAAUGAGGUUAUUGCUCUUUGCACCAUGGAAGCUGAGUUCGCAAGGCCUUUGUGGGUUUUUGGCAUGAACUCUUAUGAAGUUGUAAACAGUCAUGAUCGAAAGAACUUAAUUGCUUGUAGUUAUAGGUUGAAAGGUAGAUCAUAUGUUGGAGUCCUUGACGAUGCUCAGAGCUCUUUGUCUCUUCUUGACAUCCCUUUCACAGAUAUAAGCAAUAUUACAUUAGGUCCCAAUUGCUUGUAUAUUGAGGGUGGAUCUGCUUCGCUUCCACUAUCGGUGGCUAAGGUGUCCUUAGAUGAUCAGAAACGAAAAGCAGUAGAUUUUAGCAUUAUGUGGUCCUCAUCACCAGGAAGUUUGAAAUAUGACUCAUAUUUUAGCUUACCAGAGUUGAUUGAAUUCCCUACUGGGAUAAUGGGACAAACUGCUUAUGCAUACUUCUAUCCUCCCACAAACCCUGCACAUCAAGCUGUAGGUGGGGAAAAACCUCCACUUUUGUUGAAAAGUCAUGGAGGACCCACUGCAGAGACUAGUGGAAUCCUUAAUCUUAGUAUACAGUACUGGACCAGCCGUGGCUGGGCAUUUGUGGAUGUUAAUUAUGGUGGAAGUACAGGCUAUGGAAGAGAAUACCGAGAGCGCUUGUUUAAUAACUGGGGCAUUGUUGAUGUUAAUGAUUGUUGCAGUUGUGCUAAAUUUCUGGUGGACAAUGGAAAGGUAGAUGGUGAUCGACUCUGUAUAACUGGGGGUUCUGCUGGUGGAUAUACAACAUUAGCUGCUCUUGCAUUUAAGGAGACUUUCAAAGCUGGGGCAUCAUUGUAUGGUGUAGCUGACUUAAACUUACUCAGAGCUGAAACACACAAAUUUGAAUCACGUUAUAUUGACAAUCUUGUUGGGGAUGAAAAAGCUUAUCAUGAGAGAUCACCCAUUAACUUCGUUGAUAAAUUUUCUUGUCCAAUUAUCCUUUUCCAGGGAUUGGAGGAUAAGGUUGUACCCCCUGAUCAAGCUCGAGCAAUCUACAAAGCAUUGAAGGAGAAGGGCUUGCCUGUUGCCCUUGUUGAGUAUGAAGGUGAACAACAUGGGUUUCGAAAGGCUGAAAACAUCAAGUUCACCCUUGAGCAACAGAUUGUCUUCUUUGCGCGCACAAUAGGAAACUUCAAAGUGGCUGAUGAUAUUACUCCAAUCAAGAUUGAUAACUUUGAUUGAUCACCAAUUGACACCCUAUUAUUGCACUUUUGGGGCCUAUUUGACUCAAUUAUGGCUUAUGCAGUGAUUAUGAUGAUCCCGUGAUAACAACUAUUGUUGAUGUUUACUUGCGUUGGCACAGUUUAUUGACACGAAUAGUCGAAUAGAUGCAUGAGUGUAUGACUCCAAAAGGUUGGCUAGACAGGCGUAUAUCUGUAAGGAGAAGUUUCCUUCCUUUUCUUUUGGGAGAUGGAAUUGUUAUACUGGAAAUGCUUCCCUUACUAAUCUAUGGUACUUUAGCGGAUGUAAUUGGAUGAUCAACUGAAGAUUUGCUUUCUGAUUCUACAGUUUAUGUUCUACUUCUGAUGCUUGUUUCUGGGUAUAUAUAUUUUACCAACUCAUAUGCAAUUAGAAAGAUACGAAGUACUAGUAUGUAGUACUCGUGUAACUUCACACUUAUAGAAUAUAAUCAGCGACAUAUGAUGUCCUGCUUCUCUAGUCCCGGGGACCUAUGAGUACAUGACUAUUAGAGCCCAUGAUGUGGGGAAA